Molecule: messenger RNA, 1526 nt
Organism: Marchantia polymorpha subsp. ruderalis
Lineage: Eukaryota; Viridiplantae; Streptophyta; Marchantiopsida; Marchantiales; Marchantiaceae
Source: the annotation of a GenBank genome assembly
UCUUGGGUCAAGAGCAAAAUAUGCUCUUGAAGGAGCAGCACAGCUCCCCCGCCUGACGCACCACUUGCACGACCACAAGGACUACUAGAACUACGAGUUCAGUGACCUUCACGUCCUGUUUCAUUCGUAAGUUCCCGCAGAUCAGGACUCAUAUUUUCAAAAUCAUGAUGUUCAGAAUAAAGACUAGCAAAGAGCUACUCCUCAUUCCUAACCGAUAUGAGGAAAACAGAAACUCCCGUCGCUGGAAUUAGAUGCGACAUUGAGCAUUGCAUCGGAGCGCAAGAACUUCGACAUGUUUCGAGAUUGGACAACAUAGUCCAGUGAAUGCAGUCGGAAGUGGAAGCUGCCAUGCUCGUCUCUUCAUGAUUGAGAUGGCAUCAUCAGAACUUUCAAUCAUCUAAUUGAAUAAGCAGAUUUUGAAGCCGAGAGCCGCCUUCAGCAACGAUUGCAGAUAUGAAACGGAGCGCUUUGGAUCUGGAGUGCGGCUCCACUACUUGCUCGAGUGAGUUACGUAGACGAUCGAGCACCAUCCUCUCCGUCUUCAUGGCGAUAAUCUCGCUCAUCGCUCUCGGCCUAUUCUGGUGGGCGUUGGACCUGCGUUUGCGCACCAGGGCCGAGUACAAAGAGUAUGAGUUAAGCCUUCCUGGAGAGUCCGAGUUUAUCAGAUCUGGCAAUCUGAGAUACUUCUGAAAAUACGAGACAUUCUCAUCGAGGUGGGCUUCACAUCGACCAAAUACCCGAAAGCCACAACUCUGGAACACUCCAAAUCUGUUGGCUAGCUCAGAACUCGCCCCAUCCAUCCUCAUCAAAGUAGAUAGAGGUGAUUCUCAAGUUGAGCCACAUUAUGCAGUCUGCAUGGAAAGCAAACAAAUUUGCAUAUUAAGCGCGCAGACGUAGGUAACGAAGGAUCUGUGAAUAUUUUUGAGCUGCCCCGACCGACAGGUUUGCAAUUUUACACUCUCCGGACAAUGAGUUUCAAUUGGCUUGGAUCCUCUCCAAACUUUUGAUCGAAUAAAUUCUUGAUGGCAUGAGUUCUAAAACCCUGAGCAUGACGUAAGACUUCCUUCUGAUUCCAUUGUCUGAUCAUAGCUGCUGAAGAUUGGUCGAAUGGAGACCGUUAUAUAUAAGCAACGUCAGUACGCUUCGACCUUCUGCUACGUCUUCCAUGCGCACGACGUUGCUGUGACUCUUGACAGAUUCAAAGCCCUUUGGAGUAUAGAAUUUGUCAAAAGUCACCUUGGGGUUGAAUUGGCCCACAUAUGAUUCAGGGCGAGCUCCAGAUUAUGAGUUCGGAUUUUAUCCGAACUCAGCUUGUGUUGUCUUCCCAUCCUUUUGAUUUUGCACAUUCCUCGUUCGCGUAGUUUAUUAUUCCCUUUCUCUAUAUGCGUUGUGCAUCUUCAUGUCACUCCGAAUUUUGCUUCUGGUAUUUCUUUUUCUGAGCUUAAGUGUGCAUACAUUUGUAAAUGGUACGAAAGAGAAAUAUUACAGUAGGGGUGCUGUACGCAGAGUGGAAGUUAGAGAUUAAA